ACACACUACCUCAACUCACUCGACUUAACACUUCACACUGCACACUUAACAGAUAACUCGCACUCUGACUUCCUACGUGAUGAAAAAUGCUUUCGGCCCACUCGUCGUCUAGUUGUCUUUUUUCAGAGUCUGGACGGACUGAGUUGUUACAGACUGUGCCACUUGUGCAAACAUAGCGUUUUCACACAGUGCACACAAUAUUCUGGAUAUGAGAUAUGUCCAUACUAGCCUCCAGCACAGGUGUUUUGAACUGGGGUGUGACAAGAACCUGCUGCCCUGCUUCUGCUCACUGUACAGGUGUGGCUUUCAGGGGAAAGCCGCGCCAUGGAGUCCACAGCGUUUGAAAAAUUGCACAUGGAAAUGCAAGGCAGCGGUGAUGUUUUGGCAAAUAGAACGAUGCUUUUUCUCAGCCACUACUCCACGCACAGACGUUCUUGAACCUAGCUAAACAUAGCUCGUGGAUUGCCAUGCCACGCGCAGACCCGGCGCAAUGGGAAACCAGACAGAAGCAACCUUGUGACACUCAAGCGCUCGAUAGAGAUGCAUUCCGUGAGUGUUUGAGGAAGCUAGUCCAGAAACAAGGUCGUAUUACCCGUGUGGAUAGUACUGAAGAUGAGAAAGGCAAAUCGUUUGUUGCGUGGGGCUACUGCACAGCGUGCAGCACAGGUUGCACCAGCAAGUGGCGUUUCAGGACUCUGGCCUCCGAAGAGCCACACAUAGUCUGGGAAUGUCAGGGUAAGUGUGCAGAAGAGCCAGCGGCAGAAGCUCGCAAAAGGCAUUGUCAACGGCUGGUGCAUUUGGCGCCUAUGCAGGCCAAAGCACAAUGCAUUAGCGAGAGCUUGCCCCCAGCCGAAAUGCCUUCUUUGCAUGAUCUGCGCAAAGCGCGCAAGAACCAGCUGGCCAAGGACAAUGGCAAGGAUUUUUCUCUUGAUGUCUCCGGUGACUGGCUGCGCUUCCUGCAAGACGCGCCAAACGACCAUGAGUCGUUGGGGCCAGCGAAGUUUGUGUACCUUCCACUUAAGGGGGAGGCGCCCUGGCUACCGCUGGGUCUGGCGCUGGCUGACCCGCCAGUGCCUGUGGAAGGCUCGACCCUCAUGGUCUCCAAGAACUUCUUAGAUGUCACGAGGAAGUUGUUGGCUACGGGGCAUAGGCAGACAAAGUCCGUCCUGUGCUGUGUUGACGCCACCUACAAGAUCAGUGUAACAGGCUGGGCUGUCUUGGUCAUUGGUCUGCCUAAUAAACACGGAUGCGAUCGACAAGACAACAAAGUCCCGCGAAGUGAGCUAGUGCCCAUUGCAUUGGGUUGGCUGCCGACUGAGAGCAAGGCAUCACUGAUGUGUGCGAUGAUUACCUGUAUGGACUACUACCAGACACAUGGAAUCGAUUUGAGACAAAGCAUCAGCGCUUUCAUGGUCGACGGAGGGGUUGGAGCAUUGUCGGCUUUAGCUCAGGUCUUCCCGAAACUGCCCUUGCGGAGAGAUUUGCGUCAUAUUCUUGUGAACUGCCGCGGAUUGAGCCCAGACAUUGCUCCAAUGGUGUUCCGAACGUACUUGGCAGGGGAGGUGAACUUUGCGGCCUUCCUGCCAACACGCUUGAGCUUUCACUUGUUCUGGGAGCAAAUCCUUGCAGAGCUGGCAGUCGCCAAAAGGUUCGCUCUCCUGACUUGGAUCCGAACAUGUCUCUUGAGUCUGCAGGAUGGCAUGUGGACGGCUGCGUGGCAAGGCGGCCUUUGCAGCUCAUGCGUCCCUGGAUACACUACUGCUUGCGGAAACCAAGGCUUGGAAAGAUUCAACUUGUCUAUGAAGCAAGGCUUGCCUGACAACUACUCUGCAAUGAGCCUCACUACAGUGGCGCCCCGGCUCGAAGCCGCAGUGCGUACAGUCUUCUGUCAGAAAGCUUGGGUUCAUGAAGAGUCCGAGGAGGUACGCGACUGGCAACCGGAGGCAGCUUAUGCCCAACCUUGCCGCGAACUGCUCUUUGGCUCGCCUCUCCAAUCUGACCGGCUCGCAUGGGAGGAAGACAGACAGAGAAAGCAACCGUCUGCUUUCAAGUUCUGGCAGCAGUGCCCUGCCAACUUCGUCGAGACACAGGAGCGUUGUGUCUGGAACGGGUGGAAAGCCAGUGGCUUCUUCACCUUCCACCAGGACUUGCCAAGCGAGGUCAUCGACGGCGACACUCAUGCUGCUUUCACUGCCUUACUCCGAGCGGAAGACCACGCGACGGCUUGGCAGGCGCUUGAGGCCUUGAGUUUACUGAAGAAAGACAACAGCUUUCCAGAUGGACGCUUGAAGCUGGCAAACUUCAGAGCCUUGAUGACGAAUUUGUGCGUGGUGUUCCCGCUCGUGAAGAAGCAGUUUGGUGUGCAAGCAGUUUGCACAUGCAUCACCUUCAUGAAGCUCGGUAGCUGCUGCCACGAACUCUUGGUGAGGUAUUUCCAAGGUGACUCCGCCAUCCGCAUGGCGCCCAUGUCUGCGAUGACUUCUUCCUCAAGCGCGACCUUGUUGGAGACAGAAGAUGAGCUGCGGACCUCCAAGCGGAAAGGGCGUCCACCCUCCUUGCCUUCCAGAAGCGCAUGGCUGACUAUGUCCAACUUGUGGAAACGUGUGGAGGCGCAGCGUGAGAAGAAACGAGAAGCCAAAAAUGAGAAGCGGGAAGCAGCGUGGCUGCUGUUCAAGCAUGGCGCGGAUACAGAGGCGGAGCCUGUGCAGACUUUGCGGGGACAGGAGCGGGAACUCGUCUUGCUCAAGAUCGCAGAGAAGCUCGCUGACGAUGCCUUCAACGUUAGGUGCCUCGCAUGGAGACCAUCGAGUUGGAUAUUGAAAAUCCCUGGAACUGUUUUCCACUUGGAUGCUCUGCGUUUGUGUUUGCCAGUCGUCUUCUACACGGAUGUAGGUUCUUGACUCAUGGUGGCUGGUAGAUCCUUGAACCUCUUCCAAUGAAAUUUCACGAAUGAAGAACCUAUAUACAUCUUUUUUCGCGUCACCUUUUUUCCAAGAGGCUAGAGAUACGAGUGCCAUCAAGGCUGUAAACGUGACAUAUGUCAGGAAUGAUUCGACUCGAGCAAAAAUAUACAUUUACAAAUAUAUAUAUAUAAAUAUUGACGCAUUGAAAUUGAUUGUUUGAUUGGUUCGUUGAUAGACAGUUAGAGAGAUGGAUAUAUAGGUGAACAGAUAGAUAGAUGCCCCGAGCUCAAGGUUCGACGCAGUGGUGCAGUUGAGCCGCUGUGCCGUCAGCAAAGCGGAGGCCAAGAGCCUGAAGCUGCUGCACAUGGUCCUGCCUCUCGCGUUCUCUUCUCUUCCCGCUGUCCUACCUUUCGUGUCUCCUUCCUCUCAAGUGACUUGGCGUCUUCUUCGAGUACCACGACUACUUUGUCUUCCCGGCUAUGUGACCUUGGCGUCUUCUUCGGGUGCCACGACUACUUUGUCUGCACCGGCCAUGUGUCUUGGCGUCUUCUUCGAGUACCCCGAGUACUUCGUCUGCAUGGUCAUGUGACCUUGGCAUCUUCUUUGACUGCCGCGCCUGUGUCUGGGUAAGCUGGGGG
This is a messenger RNA of Durusdinium trenchii, 3541 nucleotides long. The record is from the annotation of a GenBank genome assembly. NCBI's taxonomy places the organism in Eukaryota, Dinophyceae, Suessiales, Symbiodiniaceae.